Molecule: messenger RNA, 1662 nt
Organism: Perca flavescens (yellow perch)
Lineage: Eukaryota; Metazoa; Chordata; Actinopteri; Perciformes; Percidae
Product: immune-associated nucleotide-binding protein 9
Exons: 2
Coding region: 1-1662 (553 amino acids)
Molecular function (GO): GTP binding
Source: RefSeq, a predicted model, not a curated record
AUGUCAUCCAUUAGCAAGCAACUGUCUUCUAUUGGCUGCGCAGGCAGGAAGAUGUCUUUCUCCUCCACUGAGAUCAGAAUGGUUUUGCUGGGGAAGACUGGCAGCGGAAAAAGCUCCACCGGCAACUCCAUCUUGGGCCGUAAGGUCUUUGACUCAAAGGUUAGCAGCUCCUCUGUCACCCAGCGUUGUCGCAGGGUCGCUGGAGAAUUCCGUGGGCGACAUCUGACACUCCUGGACACUCCGGGACUUCUGGACAGUCAUCAGACACCACAGGAGGUGCAGAAGGAGUUGAGGAGGAGUGUUAGCCUCCUGUACCCCGGGCCACAUGUGUUCCUCCUUGUUAUUCAGAUUGGGAGGUGCACUCGGGAGGAGAAGGAGGCGGUGCGGCAGAUCAAACAAGCAAUGGGUUCCCAUGCUUUGAGUUUCUCUGUGGUGGUUUUUACCCAUGGAGACCUUCUUGAAGAAGGGACAUCCGUGAAAGAUUGUCUGAUAGAUGAGUGCAAGGAUCUGGUCGAGCUGGUGGCCGGAUGUGGGGGCAGGUACUGUGUCUUCAACAACCAGAGCUCCAAGAACAAGAACCAGGUGUCCGAGCUGCUUGCCUUAGUGGAAAGCAUGAUGCAGGAAAAUGGAGCAGCGUUCUAUGGCAGCAAGAUGCUCGAGAAAGCAGAGGAGGAUCUGGCUCAGGAGCUGCAAGAGGAAUGGAGGCUGCUGAAUGAGAAGGAGCAGCUGUUAAAAAAGAAGCAGGAGGCAGCCAUAGAAGAGUUGUAUGAAAAAAAGCUACAGAUGGUUCAGGAAAAAAGCCAGAUGGAUAUCGAGGAGCUGAAGAAAAAACAGGUGCUGGAGAAGAAGAAGGAGGAGAAGCUGGCAAGAGAACGCGAGGAGGCCUUUAGACGAUGUAUGGAGGAGAAUGAUAAGAAGGAGAAGGAGAGGCAGAUACAAGAGAUGGUAAGAGUGAUGUAUAUACGUCAAGAGGAGGAGGAGAAGAGAGAAGCUCUUCAAGAAAAGCUUGACCAGGUUAUUAAAAUGCUGGAGGAGCAGGAGGAGCAGGAGGAGAAACUGAGAAGAGCAAUGGAGCAGAAGAUCCAAAAGGAUAGAGUGGAAAAUGAAAAGAAGGAGAGAGAGAGGGAACUUCAGCAAAUACAGAAAGAGCAGGCCAUCAGGCAGAGGGAGGAAAUGAAGAGAGACGCUUUGCAGAAAGAGCUGGAUAAACUCAGCCAGAGCUUGGAGGAGCAGAGCAGGAAGGAGGAGGACAGGAAAAAGCAAAUAGAGAACCUGCUCAGACGCAAGACGGAGGAGGACCAGAGAGAAAGGGACAUUCAGAUGGAGAAUCAGAGAGCGGAGAAAAGGAGAAUCCUGGCCCUCCAGCAGGAGCUAAAACUAAUCAGAAUUAAAGUUGAUAAACAAAAAGCAAGUGAAGAAAACCUCAAGAGACAGCUGGAGGACAGCCUGCAGAGGGAGAGAGAAACGUGUGACAAAGAAAUGUCUGCCUUAAAAAGGCAGUGCGAUGAGAAGUGUUCAGAGCCUUGCAACGAGACAAUCAAGAAGACGUCUGCAGAAAAACACAGCACAGUGGAGACUGUGUCCGGAUAUGUGCAAGAAAUGGGACUGGUGGGGCUGAACGUAGCUUUAGAGAGUGUUGCAGCUCCCUGCUGUAUACAGUAA